GCAGACCAAGAAGAGUUCUGAAGAACAGGGUCCUCACAGGUUCUGGUACUGUUUGAAGCCUUUGAUCCACAUCAGUUUGGCCAUCCUGUCCUGUGGGAAUGUGAACUCCACUGCAAGCAGGCUCUCCCUUUCCCCUGAGGCUCUCUGGUGCACAGCUGUUCUUAGCAGGCUGAUGAAGGGUGACACUAUAUAGAAUAUUUCAGCUGGGAAGUACCUACAAUGCUCACCUCCUGGAACUGCCUGUUAAGGGCAUAGUCUAAAUCUAUGCCUCUCAAAGGCUGCCAGGCUUGGAGCAUCAACCACCUCUCUCUUCCAGGGUCUGACCACUGUUGCCUGCAGUAUUUGUGCAGCAGUUAUGCAAACUGUUCCUGAGAGAGCUUUCUGGAGGUGUGGGCCCUUGAUCUCCUUGUGCUGAGUCUGGCUAAGUGUGGUAACCUACUUCCCUGCAUCCUCUGCUUUUGCCUGGAUUCUCAGUACUGUGGUGGGACAUGUUUCAGCUGCUUUGAUUCUGACCGAAUGGUCUUUCCUGCAUCUCCUUCGUGGUUUUGGUGACACUGGGCCAGUCUGCAACGUUCUAGGAGCAUUGGUUGGAGAACAUGGGAUCUAGUAGUUCUGUAAAUGCCAACUACAAGUACUCCCUGCAGAAGUCUGAAAAUGCUUUCAAGGCAGCUGUCCUGAUCCAGCGGUGGUAUCGGCGCCACGUUGCUCGGCUGGAAAUGCGCCGGCGUUGCACCUGGAGAAUCUUCCAGUCCAUUGAGUAUGCCUGCGAGCAGGAUCAGAUCAAGCUUCAUAACUUCUUCAGUUACCUCAUGGACCACUUCACGCCAAGCAGCAGUAAAGAGAGGGAUUUCAUCAGUCGCAUGUUCAUAACUGGGGAAAGCUUCAAAGAGGCAGAGCUGGAAAAAUACUGUGACUAUGAAUCAAUGGAGGUGCCAGACUCGUACACUGGACCCCAUCUCUCCUUCCCACUCCUUCCUGACCAUGCGACUGCCUUGCUGGAAGCUUUCAAACAGAAACAACAGCUCCAUGCUCGCUACGUCUUAAACCUGCUGAGUGAGACCAGGAAGCACCUCAAGCAGUUGCCAAACAUCAGUCAUGUCUCCACUUGCUAUAGCGAGGAGGUCACCGUGUGCGGAGACUUGCACGGACAGCUGGAUGACUUGUUCCUCAUAUUUUACAAGAAUGGCCUUCCUUCCCCUUCCAAGUCCUAUGUGUUCAAUGGGGACUUUGUAGACAGAGGCAAACAGUCCCUCGAGAUCCUCAUCAUCCUCUUUACCUUCCUCUUGAUCUAUCCAAAGGAGGUUCAUCUCAACCGCGGGAACCAUGAGGACCACAUGGUCAACUUACGCUAUGGUUUCACCAAGGAAGUAAUGCAGAAAUACAAGGUGCAUGGAAAGAAAAUCUUGAAGAUGAUUCAUAAUGUCUUCUGCUGGCUACCCCUUGCCACCCUGAUUGAUCAGAAAGUCCUCAUUAUACACGGGGGCAUCUCUGACACCACUGACCUGGACAUGCUUGAGAAAAUUAAAAGGAACAAAUUUAUUUCUGUAUUAAGAGGAAAGGCAAGAAAGGAGUCAAAUACAAAUGUGGAAAUACAGGAAAUAAAUGGGGAGAGCAAAGUAGAGGCUGAGCCAGCAGCAAAUGAGGCAGAGACCAGUUUACCUCUGCAGCCCCGGCCAUCCCAGGCUCCCAGCACGGCCAACAAGCUGGAGUUCUCCAGGUGGGUCCGGCAGACAGUGCAGGAGCAGAUCGAGUGGUGCCGCCGACUGGUGGACAUCAGCGAGUCAGAGGAGGAUGAGCCCACCUAUUCCAGCAUGGUCUCCUUGACGGAUCUGGAUGGGCCAUGCUGGACUCGCCAGGAGGAGUGGAAGCAGAUUUUAGACAUUCUCUGGAGUGACCCGAUGCCUCAGGAGGGCUGCACAGUAAAUACAGUGCGAGGUGGUGGCUGCUACUUUGGGCCUGACGUGACAGGGAAGAUCCUUGAGAAGUACAACCUGCAGUUCCUCAUCCGCUCCCACGAGUGCAAGCAAGAGGGCUACGAGUUCUGCCACAACCGGAAGGUGCUGACCAUAUUUUCAGCCUCGAACUACUAUGAGAUUGGCAGCAACAGGGGAGCCUAUGUGAAGCUGGGACCAGACCUUGUCCCCCAUUUUGUUCAGUACCAGGCGAACAAGACAGCCCAUACUCUCACUAUGACACAAAGAAUCAGCAGAGUAGAGGAGUCAGCCUUUCGAGCCUUGCGGGAAAAGCUCUUUGCUCACACCUCAGCACUCAUCAGCACGUUCAAGACCUAUGAUAAGGACAAUACAGGAAGGAUCACACUGAGCAACUGGGCAACAGCAGUGGAGUCAGUCUUGCAGCUGGGGCUGCCCUGGCGAAUGCUGAGGCCGCAGCUGGUGCGCAGCACGGUGGACGGCACGCUGGAGUACAAGGGCUGGCUCGACGACUUGGCCCUGGAACAGCGGAGCCAAGAGCACAUCCAGUCAAGCUUGCUGGAAGUCAUUUAUCGAAACAGAUCCAACUUGGAGACCAUAUUCAGGAUCAUAGACAGAGAUCAUUCAGGUCUCAUCUCAUUCGAGGAGUUCCACCAAACCUGGAAGCUGUUCAGCUCCCACAUGAACAUUGAACUCACAGAUGAUGGCAUCAACGACCUAGUUUGCAGCAUUGAUUUCAAUAAGGAUGGAAACAUCGACUUCAACGAGUUCCUCGAAGCCUUCCGCCUUGUCAGGCAGUCACAGUAGGGAGAACCUGAGAAGGGUUGCCAUACAGGCUCUAGGAUCUUUUUCUAUCUUUCACAUGUUAUGAAUGGAAUUUUAUUUUUUUUUUGGGGGGGUGGGCUAAUGAACAAAGUUAUUCUGCCUGGAUGGUGUUUGAGUUGUUUCUGCUGUACAAACUCCUACUGCAGAGAAUCCUGUAUCUUUGUUUCAGUGAUUUUUGUCAUGAGGAAAAAUGGCAGCUCUCUCUCCACUGCAUGUAAUAGCCAGCUGCUCUGCAGUACUUGGUACCAGCUGGAUUUAAGGGAAGUGACCUUUUAGUUUAGUUUGGGGACUGAGGCAGCUAAGCAGCUCUGUAGCGUUGGGUUUGAUAGCCUGUUACCUGCAGUGCCUGGAGGAGAGUGGAGUUGUUGGCAGUUCCCUUGCUUUGAUGAUGAAGCUAAGAAAGAGCCAACACUGUGCAGAAGUUAUUA
Apus apus (common swift) is the source of this 3184-nucleotide messenger RNA. RefSeq names its product protein phosphatase with EF-hand domain 2 (gene PPEF2). Gene Ontology annotation, molecular function: calcium ion binding; manganese ion binding; protein serine/threonine phosphatase activity. Lineage: Eukaryota; Metazoa; Chordata; Aves; Apodiformes; Apodidae. The transcript is spliced from 17 exons. The coding region runs from base 597 to 2738 and encodes 713 amino acids. Gene Ontology annotation, biological process: detection of stimulus involved in sensory perception; negative regulation of MAPK cascade. Gene Ontology annotation, cellular component: cytosol; nucleus. The record is from RefSeq and is a predicted model, not a curated record.